AUGGAGCAAACAGUCAUUAAAAAAGAAUUGGAAGAAGUUGUCGACGAUUCCGAAAGUAAUAUUUCGAUGAAUUACGAUAAACCAAGUACCCCUGCUAACCAUGAAAUGCCUUCAACCUUUGGGAUUGCAAUAAUACAAGAAAUUAAAGAAGAAUUUGAUGAUAACUCCAUGUUAUACCAUAAAUCAGGGAUGAAAGAAGAAUCAAAAAUGCUUACAGAUAAAGAAGACGAUUUUGAUGAAGCUGAGCAAGACAUACUGAAAUUUGAAGCCGAAGAUGAAGUGUUGGACGACAAAGGUGGAAAAUUAAUUAAAAUGACCAAACCACGAAACAAGUUGACCAACGAAGAAAAGCUUGAAGCUAAAAGACAAGCAGAACGUGAGAGACGCAGAAGAAUAAGAGACGACCCAGUAAAACAAAAAGAACAAAGCCGAAAAAAUCAUCAAAAAUAUAUUAAACAAAAGGAAAAAAAGAUAGUGAAGUCAAUUUCUGAAUUAAGUCCACGUGAGAAAAGAAUGCAAAGAAAGAAAUGGAAGAAAAAUUCGAAGGAGUACCGCGAACGGAAGAAACAAGUUCAUAGAUACGAAGAUAAAAUUGCUGUCCGAUCUCAAAUGGACCGGUCUAAUAGGCAUGCCCAUCUUACAAGAAGAAUAAACGCUAACAAAACUAAACGCCAUCUUAAAAAAAAACUUGCUGCUUAA
Messenger RNA from Brassicogethes aeneus, 699 nucleotides. The record is from the annotation of a GenBank genome assembly. NCBI's taxonomy places the organism in Eukaryota, Metazoa, Arthropoda, Insecta, Coleoptera, Nitidulidae.